Molecule: messenger RNA, 1054 nt
Organism: Centruroides sculpturatus (bark scorpion)
Lineage: Eukaryota; Metazoa; Arthropoda; Arachnida; Scorpiones; Buthidae
Exons: 2
Coding region: 6-620 (204 amino acids)
Source: RefSeq, a predicted model, not a curated record
UUAACAUGAAGUUUAUAAUUAUUUUAAUACUUUUGGUAAUAAAAAUCAAAUUUUCUUCAGAAGCCGAUUGUAGUGAAGCUAUUGAAGCAAUCAUUGAGGAAAUGAAGGAACAGAAAAUAAUUACCGAUAAAAUAGAGUUUGAAGGAGUCGAUUUGCAUCCUAUUAAAAUAACGAAAAUAUUUGUACUUGAUCUAACUUCAUUAGUAAGUGACGGAAGUUGCGAAUUUGAAUUCGACAAAAGUGACGAAUUUAUAGAUAUAAAUGCAAAAUUUAAAGCAACAAAUCUCACUAUUUUGGCAGAUUUUUCAAUCAGUAUUCUCUUCCAAAGAAUUUUAGGAGAUGCAAAAUUAACCGUUGAUCAAAUCAAUGCAGAAGCUACAUUAAAAGUUUCUUUCCCCGUAGAAAGUGUAGAAGUAAACAAAUUCGAGAUCACUAACUUUGUAGGAACAAAAGUUAAGGAACUAAACGGAUUUUCUUUGUCAAUUUUGGAUCCGUCUCUUUUAAAAACAUUGGGGAAUGUUGCAGUCACAAUAUUGAAGAAGGAUAUCGAACAAAGAUUCCUCGAUUUGUUAACUAACAAUGCGGAAAAAUUAACUGAGAUUAUUAGAGAUAAUAUAUAAACUCAAUCAUGGUGAUAUUGGAAUUUUUUAUCGACUUGCUGGCAAAUCAGAUUUUUUCAUUACAUUAGAUGUAGUUUAUAUAACAAUGUAAACAUAUAUUAGUUAUAGCAUCUAAUAUUAUUUUCAUUAUUCUACUUAGCAAACUAUUAAUAUAAUCGAAACUGUAUUAAAAAUAAUUAGCCCAUUUCUUUAUACGAAUUAAUAAAAAAAUGUUAUUAUUCCACUUAUAAUUUACAUAAUAUUUAAAUUUGAUAUAUCUUUUAUAAGAAUGGAUAAGAGUUUUAGUUAUUGAAACAACGUUUUUUCCUUUAUUUGAAAUUAUUAUUAUCGUUUUUUUCCUCUCUUUCAUGGGCACGAAGAUGGCCUUUUUUCUCCUAUCCGUCAUGGGUUAAUAAUUGAAAUUUUCGUAAAUUUACAUAAUUCAAUAUAUAUAU